AAGGAGAGCGAGUAUUGUCCGACGCCGCUCUCGUGGACUGCCGAGAAUAUCAACGAACCUAUCGCCAAGCUGUUACCGGACAAAGGCGCCGAGGUUUGCUCUAAUGGUCAUGAGAAUCGUAUGCCGCUCUCGUGGAGCGCUCUGAAUGGACUUGAGGUGAUUGUUGAACUGUUGAUAGACAAGGGCCUAGGUUGA
Molecule: messenger RNA, 195 nt
Organism: Trichoderma asperellum CBS 433.97
Lineage: Eukaryota; Fungi; Ascomycota; Sordariomycetes; Hypocreales; Hypocreaceae
Source: RefSeq, a predicted model, not a curated record